Messenger RNA from Coregonus sp. 'balchen', 34045 nucleotides. NCBI's taxonomy places the organism in Eukaryota, Metazoa, Chordata, Actinopteri, Salmoniformes, Salmonidae. The record is from the annotation of a GenBank genome assembly.
AUGGACGAGAGGCAGGAGGGAGGUGGUGGACAGGGGGAGAAGAGAGGGAGGUUUGGUCGACAGGAGAGAGAGAGAGGGAGGGAGGGGUGGGGGAAGAGGAGAGAGAGAGGGAAGGGUUUGGGGGGACAUGGAGAAGAGAGAGGGGUUUGGGCGGACAGAGAAGAGGACCCACAGGGAGAGAGAGAGAGGGAGGUUGGUGACAGGGAGGAGAGAGGAGGGUGGGGCAUGGAGAGAUACGGGAGAGGUUGGUGGACAAGGAAGAGAAGGGGGAGGUUGGUACAGGUGAGAGAGGGGGGAGGUUGUGGACGGAGAGGAGAGAGGGGGUAGGUUGGUGGAACAGGGAGAGAGAGAGAGCGAGGUUUGGUGGACCCGGAUGAGUAGAGAGCGAGGUUGGUGGCCAGGGAGAGAGAGGGGGGGGUUGGUGACGAGGGAGAUGAGAGAGCGAGGUUUGGUGGACAGGGAGAGAGAGAGAGAGUGUAGAGAGAGAGAGAGAGUUGAGUGCAUACAUAGAUAGAGAUAUGUCGAUAUCUAAGUAUUGAUUAGACGGUUGGGAUUUGGUUGUACCAUUAUGAUAGAGAGAGGUUUGUUGACAGGGAGAGAAAAGCGAGGUAUUUUGUCAUUUUCAGGAGAUAGAGAAAUUUACACUGCCACCUACGUCUGUGGUUCGGCUCUGACCUGUCGUUGCGUGUCUGUCUCUCUGUCGGGUCUGUCUGUCUGUCUGGUGCCCAGCAAGAAGUGUGGGUUGCAACAAGACAGUUGGACAAAAGAAAAGGGGACCCAUAGCAUGAAAGUGGGGGGAGUGCCAUUUGCUUUUGAUUGGCUCCUUUGCCAGCUUGGAGCGCAUGAAACCUGGGUGUGGCCGACCCGGCCAGGGAGGUAUGUCGAACCAUGAGGUUGCCUCACUCCCCCUCUACCGGGUAGGGACUUCUCCUCGCUCUCUUCUCCAUCUCUCUCUCUCACCCGCCAUACUUAUCUCUUCCUUCCGUCUGGGGGUUCGUCUAAAUGGUGGUGGGCUCAACCAUAGGACAAGAGUUCAUGGGAGGGUCUUCGAAGGAUGCUCUGGCCUGCUUCUGUUUUCACCUUUUAAUCUUACGUUGCUUAGGUUCAGGCCUUGUGGCUCUUCUUGUUGUGAAUACUUCAGAGCUUUGUGGGUUGUCCCGUGUCAUAUAUCGAAAAAGCUGGCUGUUGGUGUGUGGUGCUUGUUUUUUUGUUCUGUUGUGUUGUGUUGUGUUGGUGUGUUGUUGUGUGGUUUGGGGUGGUUUUGUUCUGUGGAUUGUGUUUGCUUCGUGAUAUUGUGUGUGCUUAACAAUCGGUGGAAUUGUUAUUUGCAGUUUGGAAAGGUUGCCAGGGGGAAGGGAAAAGGGGGGGGCCCCGGGGGGGUUUUUUUUUGAAAAGGGGGGGGGAAUUUUUUUUUUUAUUUUUUUCCUUUCCUUCUCUUUUUGGGCUUUUGUCCCCCUUUUUUUUCCCUUUUUUCCCGGGUUUUUCCCCCCCCGCUUUUUUUUUCCCUUUUUUUUUCCCCCCCUUUUUUUUCCUCCCCCCCCCGUCCCUUUUAAAAUUGGGGGGGUUUUUUUUUGUUUUUUAAAGGGGGUUUUUUUUUCCCCUUUCCCCCCCCCUUUUUUCUUCCCUUUUUUUCCCUUUUUUCUUCCCCUUCCUCCCCCUUUUUUUCCCCCCCCCCUCUUCCCCUUUUUCCCCCCCCUUUUUCCCCCCCAAAAGGGGGGUUCCUUUUUCCCCGGGGUUCAAAGAAAAGGGGGUGUUUUUUAAAAAUUUUUAAGGUCCCCCUUUUCCUUUUUGGGUUUUGGGGGGGGGUUCGGCUUUUGGCCUUUGGGGGUUGUUGCCCCCAAAAUUCCCCCCCCGGGGGGUUUCCCUCUCCCCUUCCCCCCCUUUAAAAAUUUUUUUUUUGGGGGGGGUUUUUUUUUUUUGGCUUUUGGGGUUUUUUGGGGGUUUUGGGGGGUCUGUUCGUUUUUUUCCCACACGGUUCAAGGGGAAAUUUUUUAAAUUUUUCUUUGGUUGGAGAAUAUUGGUGGACCCCCCGACCCCCUUUUUUCGGUUUUUCUUUUUUAAGGUUAUCCUGCCCUACCUUACGUUUUGUUGAGUCAGUGCUGUUGUGACGAGUCAGUUUUUUUUCAUUUUGUCAGAUCUAUACACUGCCCCCCUUACCCUCCUCCAUGUGUCUGUCUGUCUGCCUUCCUAGCAUUCUGUCUGUCGGUACUGUCUGUCUGUCACGUCUGUCUGUCUGUCGCUCAGCCAAGCAUUCACGCCUGCCAUUUAAGUUUGUUCUGCCUCUUUGCACACAACUUGGAAAAUAAUCCGAUCAACAGGCCAGGACCCGAUCAGCCAAUGAAAAGGUGGAAGUGCCAUUUUAAGCAUUUUGAUUGGCUCCUUUGGCACGAAGCAUGUGGAAGCGACAUGAAACCUGGGUGUGGCCAGAGCACGGGCUCAGUGUACUGCUCCAAUGUCUGAAGCCCUACUGUAGUCAGUCUGCCUCACCUCUCCCCUCUAGCCUUGGAGGACCUCUCUCUCUCUCUCUCUCUCUCUCUCUCUCUCUCUCUCUCACGCCAGUCAGAUAGAUCUAUCUACAGUACGUCCGUCUGUCUGUCUAUCAACAAUGGUGGUCCCUGGCUCUCAACACAUAGAGGACAAGAUGUAUCAUCCUCCGGAGGGUCUUCGGAAGGAUGCUCAUGUGCCUGACUUCAACUGUUAUCUGGAACUUUACAGGAAGUCUAUUGAGGAGCCGGAGGGUAGGUUACGAAGGCCUUGUGGCAUGUGUGCUUGUUGCUUGCAGAAUAACUGAAGCUUUGUGUUGGUAUGUCCUGUGCUCAUGACUCAUCUGCAAAAAGCUUGGCUGUGUGUGUUUUUGUGUGUGUGUGUGUGUGUGUGUGUGUGUGUGUGUGUGUGUGUGUGUGUGUGUGUGUGUGUGUGUGUGUGCGUGUGUGUGUGUGUGCUCUAAACAAAAUCUGUGUGCAAUUUGUUAUUUGCAGUUUUCUGGAAAGAGGUUGCUAGUGACUUCUAUUGGAAGAAGCCUCCGACGGGACACAUUCUGCAGUAUAACUUUGAUGUAACCAAAGGGAAUAUCUAUGUCAAAUGCAUGGAGGGGGCCAAAACCAACAUGUGUUACAACGUCCUGGACAGGAACGUGAAGGACAAGAACCUUGGUGAACAAGUGGCAUUCUUCUGGUAAGACAAAACAACACUUAUUGUUAUAUAUCACUCUUAUCUUGGUCAUUAUUGUAAAAGACAAUGUGUUCUCAAUGACUUUAUACUCAGUGAAAAAAGAAUGCAGCUCACCAAUGAGUCACUGUUUGUAGCACAGCUAUGAGAAGCAUCCCAGCCAAUGGGCUGUCCCCUGUACUAUAUAGCCCUCUAACAGCGCCCCGAUACGAGGGAGCAAGCCCUGUAUAUGCCCCGAUACGAGGGAGCAAGCCCUGUAUAUGCCCCGAUACGAGGGAGCAAGCCCUGUAUAUGCCCCGAUACGAGGGAGCAAGCCCUGUAUAUGCCCCGAUACGAGGGAGCAAGCCCUGUAUACGCCCCGAUACGAGGGAGCAAGCCCUGUAUAUGCCCCGAUACGAGGGAGCAAGCCCUGUAUAUGCCCCGAUACGAGGGAGCAAGCCCUGUAUAUGCCAUUUAGCAGGUGCUUUUAUCCAAACCGACUUACGGUCAUGCAUACAUUUUAUGUAUGGUUGGUCCCGGGAAUCAAACCCACUACCCUGGCAUUACAAGCACCGUGCUCUACCAACUGAGCUACGAAGGACCGAGCCCUCUCUAUUCAAACUACGAAGGACCGAGCAGUUUCUUUAGCGAUACCCUAGCUUGCCAAAGUGGGUUCUGUGUGUGUUGAAGGUUUUAAUUGUUUACUUUGUCAACCUGUGAGGAAAUACCUGUUUCUGAGGUGGGGAAGUUCAUAUUGAGACAGACUGGAAACUAACACUCAAUACCUUGAGGGUUUCAGAAGAUGAAGGUGUUUGAUCUUUGAACAAUGCUAAGUCUGACGUGUACACUGAGUGUACAAAACAUUAGGAACACCUUCCCAAUAUUGACUUGCACCCCCCCAUUUUGCCCUCAGAACAGCUUCGUCGGGGCAUCGGACUCUACAAGGUGUCGAAAGCGUUCCACAGGGGACUGCUGGCCCAUGUUGACUCCAGUGCUUCCCACAGUUGUGUCAAGUUGGCUGGAUGUCCUCUGGGUGGUGGACCAUUCUUUGAUACACACGGGAAACUGUUGAGCGUGAAAAACCCAGCAGCGUUGCAGUUCUUGACACACUCAAAUCGGUACCACAAAUCAUUUCCUCCUCCAUUGAUGGUUAAUUGAAGCAGGAAGUGGUCUAGCACCACCCACAGAGUGAGAUAUAAAUACUGUAAACUCUUCAAAGGACACUAUUUGUUUUCACACAACGACGGCUCUCUCAGUCACUCUCUCAGUCACUCUCUCAGUCACUCUCUCAGUCACACUCAGUAACACACACACACACACACACACACACACACACACACACACACACACACACACACACACACACACACACACACACACACACACACACACUUGGCUUGUCUACCUGCAGUGUUGGAGGUGGUUUUGGCAGAAAGUGAAGAACUACAUUAUUCUGAUCCUGUGGUUAGAUAUUAACUGAAAGAAGCACAUUAUUCUGAUUCUGUGGUUAGAUAUUAACUGAAAGAACCACAUUAUUCUGAUCCUGUGGUUAGAUAUUAACUGAAAGAACCACAUUAUUCCGAUCCUGUGGUUAGAAAUUAACUGAAAGAACCACAUUAUUCUGAUCCUGUGGUUAGAUAUUAACUGAAAGAACCACCCUAUUCUGAUCCUGUGGUUAGAUAUUAACUGAAAGAACCACAUUAUUAUGAUCCUGUGGUUAGAAAUUAACUGAAAGAACCACAUUAUUCUGAUCCUGUGGUUAGAUAUUAACUGAAAGAACCACAUUAUUCUGAUUCUGUGGUUAGAUAUUAACUGAAAGAACCACAUUAUUCUGAUCCUGUGGUUAGAUAUUAACUGAAAUAUCCACAUUAUUCUGCUCCUAUGGAUAGGUAGCACAGAACUUUCACAUAAACAUUACUCACAGUGACAAAAGGGUUUAAUUUAUGAUUGCAAGAACCUAGAGAGAAUGGUGCAAUUCCUGGAAAUGGAAAUCACCCUUAUGCGUGACACAUUAAAUGACAUAUUAACAACCUAGCAACAACAGGACAUAGCUGUGUUAUGAUGAGUCUGAUAUACCUGGGACUCCUGUCUGUCACUUCCUGUCAGUCAACAGCCUGUCUGUCACUUCCUGUCAGUCAACAGCCUGUCUUGUCACCAGCCUGUCUUGUCACCAGCCUGUCUUGUCACCAGCCUGUCUUGUCACCAGCCUGUCUUGUCACCAGCCUGUCUUGUCACCAGCCUGUCUUGUCACCAGCCUGUCUUGUCACCAGCCUGUCUUGUCACCAGCCUGUCUUGUCACCAGCCUGUCUUGUCAACAGUCUGUCUUGUCACCAGCCUGUCUUGUCACCAGCCUGUCUUGUCACCAGCCUGUCUUGUCACCAGCCUGUCUUGUCACCAGUCUGUCUUGUCACCAGCCUGUCUUGUCACCAGCCUGUCUUGUCACCAGUCUGUCUUGUCACCAGCCUGUCUUGUCACCAGCCUGUCUUGUCACCAGUCUGUCUUGUCACCAGCCUGUCUUGUCACCAGCCUGUCUUGUCACCAGCCUGUCUUGUCACCGAGUCCGUACGGGAGUUGCAACGAUGGGACAAGACUGUAACUACCAAUUGGAUAUCAGGAAAAAGGGGUAAACGCCAUGUCAGGUGGUACAUUCAGCCACGUCUCUUCAGCCUGCACAUUGCGUCCACUAACUGGCUGAUCGGGUUGAUUUCAGUACAGUAUCUCAGGUGGAGGCACAUCCAAGCAGUCUGCCAUGAUGACUGGUGCAUCCCAAAUGGCACCCUAUUCUCUAUGGGCUCUGGUCUAAAGUAGUGCACUACAUAGGGAAUAGGGUGCCAUUCUCUGGUCAAAAGUAGUGCACUAUAUAGGGAAUAGGGUGCCAUUCUCUGGUCAAAAGUAGUGCACUACAUAGGGAAUAGGGUGCCAUUCUCUGGUCAAAAGUAGUGCACUACAUAGGGAAUAGGGUGCCAUUCUCUGGUCUAAAGUAGUGCACUACAUAGGGAAUAGGGUGCCAUUCUCUGGUCAAUAGUAGUGCACUACAUAGGGAAUAGGGUGCCAUUCUCUGGUCUAAAGUAGUGCACUACAUAGGGAAUAGGGUGCCAUUCUCUGGUCUAAAGUAGUGCACUACAUAGGGAAUAGGGUGCCAUUCUCUGGUCAAAAGUAGUGCACUACAUAGGGAAUAGGGUGCCAUUUGGGACGCAAAUGCUGGGUGGAUUGGUUGGGACAGACUUGUGCAACGGUGUGCGACAGACAGACAGGCAGGCAGGCAGACAUCUGACAGACUGUCUAUCUAUCUAUUUGCUGUUUGGAAACAACAGAAUGUGUUGCAAUAUUUUGAUUGAGAUAACAUAUGGGGCAAGGUAGCAUAGUUGUCGCUGGUUCAAAUCCCUGAGCCAACUAGGAGAACAUUCUGUCAAUGUGCCCUUGAGCAAGGCACAUAACCCUAGUUGCUCUGGAUAAGAGGGUCUGCUAAUUGACUAAAUAUGAAGACUGGAAAUCAGUGAAAGUACUGUAUCAAACUGACUAUGAGCCCACAUGCAUCUCAGAUCAGCUAUACACACUUCAUGUUACAGAUGUCAUAUAAACUAAAUGAAGUCAUGUAUUUGAAUUGACAUGAUAAUGUUUAAUGUCUGUUCUCCAGGGAGGGGAACUCACCGGAUCAUCACAUGGCCAUCACCUACAGCCGGCUGCUGGGACAGGUGUGCCGGUGUGCCAACGUUCUAAAGCAGAUGGGUAAGACAGAACUGUCUGUCUCUUUCAACGAUUUUGGGGUGAUUGUAAAAUAGCACUUUCCCUCACUGAACAUUUGUAAUACAGUAAAAGUGCCAAAACACACACAAUUUGACAUGGGUUUUGAAUACUCAGAUUUCCUUAUUUUCCAAAACUGUCAUAGUUCAUCCACCUGUGUUGUCUUCUGGCGUGUGUUACAGGGGUGAGGAAGGGAGACAGGGUGGCCAUCUACCUUCCAAUGAUUCCUGAGCUGGUCUACACCAUGCUGGCCUGCGCCAGGAUAGGAGCUGUCCACUCCAUCGUGGUCAGUGCAGGGAUUGACAUUAAAAGGGUUGCCCUAUUGCCCCGGGUAAAGUUGUAAUAGGAAUCUCCAGGUGAACGAAAGAGAAGACCAGUCACAGAGGAAGUCAAUCAGAAAUCAAUCCGGUUUAUUCCAAGUUGCAACAGGGAGACACCUCCUGCACAGAAGCAGAGAAAAUGUCCUUAUAUCCUAAUCAGCAGACAACUGUUCUGUAAACAGUCAAAAAGGCAGUGACUUUGUCAGCUGCCACAGAAUCAUCACACAGUGAUAGAGAGAAUCACAGCGUUAGAGAGAAUCACACAGUGUCCUCGGUCUGGCGUCAAUCACUAUCGACAGAUAUGCGUUUUAUCCAUAACGUAGCCUCUAGUCCAGGGACUAUCAGAGUUACAAACAACACUGUGUAUUACCUGAAAGGCUAAAUAUAUAAAUAUGAUAAACAUUGUGUUUAAUCACUCAACUGAAUAUAAACUUUCUUCAUCUUAAAUAUUCCUAUUAACCAAGUGAAGUCACGCUGGUUGAGGCUGCCCUGCUCUCCAAUUGGACAGGUGAUUAAAAAAAAAAAAACUAGUGAAAACACCCAAACUGCAAAGAAUUCCUGUAGAUGAUGUUUCUGGUUCCUCCCCAAGUGAAACACAGACAAUCAAUGGCAUUUAUGGCAGUCGGGCAAGUUGAGCCUGCUCUGAGGAUUGUUUUACUGAUAAGCAAAAUACUAAGAAUUCCAGUACUGAUCUUUCUGAUUCCUUCCAUAUGUUUUUUUGUUUGUUUUUUUAGUCAUUUAGCAGACGCUCUUAUCCAGAGCGACUUACAGGAGCAAUUAGGGUUAAGUGCCUUGCUCAAGGGCACAUCGACAGAUUUUUCACCUAGUCGGCUCGGGGAUUUGAAUAUGUGUAGGUGAAAGGCAACAUAUGGCACUUCUCCAUGUAUAUAGCGCGAUCAUAAUCUUCGGGCAACCAAAAAAAUACUCCUGACUUAAGUCCCUUUCCAACUUUAAUGUCAAUCCCUUUAAGUGAAGUGGAGGAGGUUUGAUCAACCACUGCCUCCUGUGAUGAGGAUCCUUGCCUGAGACUUGACCUGAAGACUAAUGCCUAGGCUUUAUCUCAGCUAGCUAAUGCAGUCUUGUGGUGUGUAGAUUUACGUUUGAGUCAUUUUAGCAGACGCUCAUAUCCAGAGCGACUUACAGGAGCAAUUAGGGUUAAGUGCCUUGCUCAAGGGCACAUCGACAGAUUGUUCACCUAGUCGGCUCAGGGAUUAGAACCAGCGACCUUUCGGUUACUGGCACAACGCUCUUAACCACUAAGCUACCUGCCGCCCCAGAUGUCAGUUACAGUGUUUAUGUAACCUGACUUAACCGACUGAUGUAAUGUACAGUGCUAAUAUUAUAGAACGGGGUCAUACCACUGUCGGUUUGGUCUGCCCCUGCCUUGCAGAGUUAUCAGCUGUUCAGUGUGUGAACACCGGUUGGGAUAACACCUGCACCAAGGGACUGCGUCCCAAAUCGGUACCCUGUUCCCUACAUAGUGCACUACUUUUGACCAGAGCGAAGCAGUGCACUAUGUAGGGAAUAGAGGGCCAUUUGGGACGCAUAGAAGGGGGGUGUAGUCUCAUAGCUGUUCCUCACAGAGAAUCCAGGCUAGUCCUUCUCCAGCCCAGGGUGGGUUUAAACAGACAAACAGUUGAUCCAGUCUAGUCCUUCUCCAGCCCAGGGUGGGUUUAAACAGACAAACAGUUGAUCCAGGCUAGUCCUUCUCCAGCCCAGGGUGGGUUUAAACAGACAAACAGUUGAUCCAGUCUUUCUCCAGCCCAGGGUGGGUUUAAACAGACAAACAGUUGAUCCAGUCUAGUCCUUCGCCAGCCCAGGGUGGGUUUAAACAGACAAACAGUUGAUCCAGUCUAGUCCUUCUCCAGCCCAGGGUGGGUUUAAACAGACAAACAGUUGAUCCAGGCUAGUCCUUCUCCAGCCCAGGGUGGGUUUAAACAGACAAACAGUUGAUCCAGGCUAGUCCUUCUCCAGCCCAGGGUGGGUUUAAACAGACAAACAGUUGAUCCAGGCUAGUCCUUCUCCAGCCCAGGGUGGGUUUAAACAGACAAACAGUUGAUCCAGUCUAGUCCUUCGCCAGCCCAGGGUGGGUUUAAACAGACAAACAGUUGAUCCAGGCUAGUCCUUCUCCAGCCCAGGGUGGGUUUAAACAGACAAACAGUUGAUCCAGUCCAGUCCUUCUCCAGCCCAGGGUGGGUUUAAACAGACAAACAGUUGAUCCAGUCCUUCUCCAGCCCAGGGUGGGUUUAAACAGACAAACAGUUGAUCCAGGCUAGUCCUUCUCCAGCCCAGGGUGGGUUUAAACAGACAAACAGUUGAUCCAGUCUUUCUCCAGCCCAGGGUGGGUUUAAACAGACAAACAGUUGAUCCAGUCUUUCUCCAGCCCAGGGUGGGUUUAAACAGACAAACAGUCAAGCCAGACAGUAUUUCAGUCAUAACCUUGCGUCUCAUGAAUAGGUUACAUUGUGUAUAGCGUUGCAGAGUCGGAGUUUAUAAAUACCCAAUGUCUGGGUUGUCCCAAGGUUCAUUUUUAGUAUGCAUGCAGGGCUAUUUUUGACCCGUUUAAAUAUAAUGACCCCAUUCCUGCUGGAUCAUUGUUUUAUGAACAUGACAUUAAAUUAGAAUGACAGAGAUCAUUUGGUUAUUGCACUGUCACAACUUCUAUCCUGGGGUAUCCUGGCUCUAUCCUGGGGUAUCUUGGCUCUAUCCUGGGGUAUCCUGGCUCUAUCCUGGGCUAUCCUGGCUCUAUCCUGGGGUAUCCUGGCUCUAUCCUGGGCUAUCCUGGCUCUAUCCUGGGGUAUCCUGGCUCUAUCCUGGGGUAUCCUGGCUCUAUCCUGGGGUAUCCUGGCUCUAUCCUGGGGUAUCCUGGCUCUAUCCUGGGGUAUCCUGGCUCUAUCCUGGGCUAUCCUGGCUCUAUUCUGGUGUAUCCUGGCUCUAUCCUGGGCUAUCCUGGCUCUAUUCUGGGGUAUCCUGGCUCUAUCCUGGGGUAUCCUGGCUCUAUCCUGGGCUAUCCUGGCUCUAUCCUGGGGUAUCCUGGCUCUAUCCUGGGGUAUCCUGGCUCUAUCCUGGGCUAUCCUGGCUCUAUCCUGGGGUAUCCUGGCUCUAUCCUGGGGUAUCCUGGCUCUAUCCUGGGCUAUCCUGGCUCUAUCCUGGGCUAUCCUGGCUCUAUUCUGGUGUAUCCUGGCUCUAUCCUGGGCUAUCCUGGCUCUAUUCUGGGGUAUCCUGGCUCUAUCCUGGGGUAUCCUGGCUCUAUCCUGGGGUAUCCUGGCUCUAUUCUGGGGUAUCCUGGCUCUAUUCUGGGGUAUCCUGGCUCUAUCCUGGGGUAUCCUGGCUCUAUUCUGGGGUAUCCUGGCUCUAUCCUGGGGUAUCCUGGCUCUAUCCUGGGGUAUCCUGGCUCUAUCCUGGGGUAUCCUGGCUCUAUCCUGGGGUAUCCUGGCUCUAUCCUGGGGUAUCCUGGCUCUAUUCUGGGGUAUCCUGGCUCUAUCCUGGGGUAUCCUGGCUCUAUUCUGGGGUAUCCUGGCUCUAUCCUGGGGUAUCCUGGCUCUAUUCUGGGGUAUCCUGGCUCUAUCCUGGGGUAUCCUGGCUCUAUCCUGGGGUAUCCUGGCUCUAUCCUGGGGUAUCCUGGCUCUAUUCUGGGGUAUCCUGGCUCUAUCCUGGGCUAUCCUGGCUCUAUCCUGGGGUAUCCUGGCUCUAUCCUGGGCUAUCCUGGCUCUAUCCUGGGCUAUCCUGGCUCUAUCCUGGCUGUAUUGCUAUGUCUCAUUUAGUUUGGAUUUGACAAGGCACAUUCUAGAUAGAAGUGGUUUUGUAAUACAUUUAGCUGAGCACUAUUACAGGUAUACACUCCAGAGUCCAUUGAGUCCUGAAAGAAUUUAGCAUAAUAAAGUGGUUUGCUCUGAAUAAAAUCUCAUCGAAGGUUUGGUAUGACAGUUUAAAUGCUACACUGAGUAUAUCUCUGCUCUGUGAACUAUUAACCUUGCCCAGUUCAGAAGUGCCAGUUUGUAAAGGAUCAGGCCCCGUCUAUGAUGAUCACUUUGGAAACUCAUUGAAGACUAGCCUGGUCCCAGAAUAAUAUGUGCUUUAGCCAUCUCCUUUAACUUUAGCUGUCCUUACCGAGGACUUGACUAAAACAGAUUGAGGACCCAGGCUAACAUCAAAUACCUUUUUUUUAUGCAUUAAGUGUUGAAUGAGCAACAACAAUCAAUCACAAUGUUCUGUUAAAGGGCGGCUCCAAUAGAUGUUGGCUUCCUGUUCUGUUAUAGAACGUCACAGCUGACCUGCUGUGGUGUGUGUGUUCAGUUUGCAGGCUUCUCCUCUGAGUCUCUGUGUGAGAGGAUCAUGGAUGCCAAGUGCAGUAUUCUGGUGACUGCAGGUAAGACAGUGUGGAGACCGGCUAAUGCCCAAUAAAAUGACACCAUUCAUGCACAACGUGGCAGAUGACCAAUAAAAUGACACCUUGCAUGUGGACUUUAGACUGUAGCUAGGCAACAUCCUGGUGUGCUGAGUCGUCAUCUGUUUUCAUCAGAAGUUGUAAAGUAAUUACAUGUUGGCUUGGGUCUCUCCCUUCCUCUCCCCCCUCCCCCCCCCCCCCCCCCCCCUCUCUCUCUCUCUCUCUCUCUCUCUCUGUCUCUCUUUCUCUCCCUCCCUCCCUACCUCUUGCUCCAGAUGGUGUAUACAGAGGGGAGAAAUUGAUCAACCUGAAGCAGAUAGCAGAUGAAGCUCUGGAAAAGUGCAAGGAGAAGUAAGUCGUCCUGUUUACAGCGCUAUCGUCUAUCAUCUGAUCAAUUCUCAUCUCUCUCUCUCUCUCUCUCUCUCUCUCUCUCUCUCUCUCUCUCUCUCUCUCUCUGUCUCUCUCUCUCUCUCUCUCUCUCUCUCUCUCUCUCUCUCUCUGUCUCUCUCUCUCUCUCUCUCUCUCUCUCUCUCUCUCUCUCUCUCUCUCUCUCUCUCUCUCUCUCUCUCUCUCUCUCUUAUAGCUCAAUUCUCGUCUCUCUCUCUCUCUCUCUUUAUGACUGAUUCAGUUGACUGUUUACCUUAUCCUCUUAUAAUGAUGACCUAACCUCUGAGAUAGGAGCUGUGGCUCACACACACACACACACACACACACACACACACACACACACAGAGCCAGACCUUAACAGCUGUUAAAUGGGCUGUUGAAGAAGAGCGUUGCCUACUUUCCAAGCUGUGGAGUUGCUGGGCAACGCUGAGGGUUCCGAAUCUAUAGGGAACCCCCAUCUGUCUGUUUCCCUUAGCGAUCUGUAUGUUCUCCGAUGUGUGAAACAACAUGUAUGUCUAUCGCAGCCAGGAGACAUAUGACAGCAUAUAACCACCAUGUCUAGGCUACUCUAUGCGCUCUAUGUACAUGGUCAUCAUCGCCAGGGAGUGACAUUAAAGUUUAAAAAGGCGCUUGACCAUCGGGCAAGUCAGGAGUAUUUCUUGGUUGCCCACAGAUAAUGAUCACUUGCCAGAACAUUUAAAUGAGCUAUUUACAAGGAGAAGUGCCAUACAGCUUUCACCUACACAAAGGGGAUCUGACAGAUCAGUAGUGGAAGUCUUUUGUAUUUUGUUUCUUAUCAGGAAAAUAAAUCUCAGAGCAGGCUCCACUUGCUCGACUGCCAUAAAUGCCAUUUCAUUGUCUUUCUUUCACUUGAAACAAUGGGGAGGAACCAGAGAGAUCAGUUUUAGGCUAUUGAAAUUCCUAGCAGUUUAUUUUAUUUGAUUUCGUAUCACCCGCCCCAACUUCGGAGCAGGUUCAACGUGCGCGACUGGGUUAGGGUUACUGCUCAGUUCACUUGCCCCAGGCAGUAGGGCGACCCUUAAUGUCAAUCCCUGACUGGUUCACAAUUCUUACAACUUUCCUCUUCAUCUCUCCACAGAGCAUCGGCGACCGUUAGAAGAUGUCUAGUGGUUAAGCAUUGUGCGCUGAGGAUAGAGGGUGGGGAUGUUUCCAAUAAACUGCAGGUAUGUAGAUACGAUUCUUUUGUGUGCAAAUGAACAACAGUUUGCCGAUUAUGUUUUUUUUCUUUUCUUGAGCUGCCCAACGAACGUCUCUGGUAAAUGAUGUGCUGUCCUCUCACCCCCUGUAUUUCCUGGUGUAUUUCCUGGUGUAUUUCCUGGUGUAUUUCCUGGUGUAUUUCUACUGUAUUCGGACUGUGUUGUUGUUUUUUUGCGGUAUUUACUGGUGUAUUUCUACUGUAUUCUGACUGUGUUGUUGUAUUUCUGCUGUAUUUCCUGGUGUAUUCCUACUGUAUUCUGACUGUGUUGUAUUUCUGCUGUAUUUCCUGGUGUAUUUCUACUGUAUUCUGACUAAGUUGUGUUUCUGCUGUAUUUCCUGCUGUAUUUCUACUGUAUUCUGACUGUGUUGUAUUUCUGCUGUAUUUCCUGCUGUAUUUCUACUGUAUUCUGACUAAGUUGUAUUCCUGCUGUAUUUCCUGGUGUAUUUCUACAGUAUUCUGACUAAGUUGUAUUUCUGCUGUAUUUCCUGGUGUAUUUCUACUGUAUUCUGACUAAGUUGUGUUUCUGCUGUAUUUCCUGAUGUAUUUUUACUGUAUUCUGACUAAGUUGUAUUUCUGCUGUAUUUCCUGGUGUAUUUCUACUGUAUUCGGACUAAGUUGAGUUUCUGCUGUAUUUCCUGGUGUAUUCCUACUGUAUUCGGACUAAGUUGAGUUUCUGCUGUAUUUCCUGGUGUAUUCCUACUGUAUUCUGACUGUGUUGUUGUUUUUUUGCUGUAUUUACUGGUGUAUUUCUACUGUAUUUGGACUAAGUUGUGUUUCUGCUGUAUUUCCUGGUGUAUUUCUACUGUAUUCUGACUGUGUUGUUUUUUUGCUGUAUUUCUUGGUGUAUUUCUACUGUAUUCUGACUAAGUUGUGUUUCUGCUGUAUUUCCUGGUGUAUUUCUACUGUAUUCUGACUAAGUUGUGUUUCUGCUGUAUUUCCUUGUGUAUUUCUAAUGUAUUCUGACUAAGUUGUAUUUCUAAUGUAUUUCCUGGUGUAUUUCUACUGUAUUCUGACUAAGUUGUGUUUCUGCUGUAUUUCCUGGUGUAUUUCUACUGUAUUCUGACUAAGUUGUAUUUCUGCUGUAUUUCCUGGUGUAUUUCUACAGUAUUCUGACUAAGUUGUAUUUCUGCUGUAUUUCCUGGUGUAUUUCUACUGUAUUCUGACUAAGUUGUAUUUCUGCUGUAUUUCCUGGUGUAUUUCUACAGUAUUCUGACUAAGUUGUAUUUCUGCUGUAUUUCCUGGUGUAUUUCUACUGUAUUCUGACUAAGUUGUAUUCCUGCUGUAUUUCCUGGUGUAUUUCUACAGUAUUCUGACUAAGUUGUGUUUCUGCUGUAUUUCCUGGUGUCCAGACCCCGUGGGAUGCUGCAUAUGAUGUGUGUUGGGAGGAGGUGAUGGGACAGGUCUCUGAGCAGUGUGAACCUGAGUGGCUGGAUGCAGAGGAUCCUCUCUUUAUACUGUACACCAGCGGAUCUACUGGCAAACCAAAGGUAGGACACACACAUAGUUGCAUAAACACAAACACACACACACAACCUUUGACCCCAAACACACACAGUGUCACAAACACAAGCAUACAAGCACAUACACAAUCAUACAGACGUGACGACCUGACCACAGUGCAGUUUGGGAGUGCCUAUUGUUGACUGUGUGUGUGUGUGUGCUCCUAAGUGUGUGUUCCUAAGUGUGUUCCUGUGUGUACAUGCGUGCUGCAUGUGUGUUAACCCUGUAUCUGCCUUCCCUACAGGGUGUGUGUUAACCCUGUAUCUGCCUUCCCUACAGGGUGUGUGUUAACCCUGUAUCUGCCUUCCCUACAGGGUGUGUGUUAACCCUGUAUCUGCCUUCCCUGCAGGGUGUGUGUUAACCCUGUAUCUGCCUUCCCAAUAGGGUGUGUGUUAACCCUGUAUCUGCCUUCCCUGCAGGGUGUGUGUUAACCCAGUAUCUGCCUUCCCUACAGGGUGUGUGUUAACCCUGUAUCUGCCUUCCCAAUAGGGUGUGUGUUAACCCAGUAUCUGCCUUCCCUACAGGGUGUGUGUUAACCCUGUAUCUGCCUUCCCUACAGGGUGUGUGUUAACCCUGUAUCUGCCUUCCCUACAGGGUGUGUGUUAACCCUGUAUCUGCCUUCCCUACAGGGUGUGUGUUAACCCUGUAUCUGCCUUCCCUACAGGGUGUGUGUUAACCCUGUAUCUGCCUUCCCAAUAGGGUGUGUGUUAACCCUGUAUCUUCCUUCCCUACAGGGUGUCCUCCACACGGUGGCAGGCUACCUGCUCUAUACCUCUCUGACCUUCAAGUACGUGUUUGACCACCAGCCAGACGAUGUGUACUGGUGUACCGCUGAUAUAGGAUGGAUCACUGGACACUCCUACAUCACCUAUGGACCCCUGGCCAACGGGGCUACCAGCGUACUGGUCAGUAUAACUGGUGUAGAACUGGUAUAGAACUGGUAUAGAACUGCUCAGUAGAACUGGUAUAGAACUGGCAUAGAACUGGUAUAGAACUGCUCAGUAGAACUGGUAUAGAAUUGGUAUAUAACUGGUAUAGAACUGGUCAGUAGAACUGGUAUAGAACUGGCAUAGAACUGGUAUAGAACUGCUCAGUAGAACUGGUAUAGAAUUGGUAUGGAACUGGUAUAGAACUGGUCAGUAGAACUGGUAUAGAACUGGCAUAGAACUGGUAUAGAACUGCUCAGUAGAACUGGUAUAGAAUUGGUAUAUAACUGGUAUAGAACUGGUCAGUAGAACUGGUAUAGAACUGGUAUAGAACUGCUCAGUAGAACUGGUAUAGAAUUGGUAUAUAACUGGUAUAGAACUGCUCAGUAGAACUGGUAUAUAACUGGUAUAGAACUGGUCAGUAGAACUGAUAUAGAACUGCUCAGUAGAACUGGUAUAGAACUGGUAUAGAACUGGUCAGUAGAACUGGUAUAGAACUGGUCAGUAGAACUGGUAUAGAACUGGUCAGUAGAACUGGUAUAGAACUGGUAUAAAACUGGUCAGUAGAACUGGUAUAGAACUGGUAUAGUACUGGUAUAGAACUGGUAUAGAACUGGUCAGUAGAACUGGUAUAGAACUGGUCAGUAGAACUGGUAUAGAACUGGUCAGUAGAACUGCUAUACAAUUUGCUGCAGUUGGUAUUCUUUAUCUAAGGUGUGUCCCAAAUGGCACCCUAUUCCCUAUAUAGUGCACUACCUUUGACCAGGGUCCAUAGGGCUCUGUUCAAAGUAGUGCACCAUGUAGGGAAUAGGGUGCCAUUUGGGACACAGCUCUAGUCUCACCUGUUCAUGUUAAGUAGUAACAGAUUAAGAGAUCUAGUCUGGCUUGCAAGAUUCAUAUCUGUCUGCAGUUCUGCACUUUGUUGUCAAAUUUAAUCAUGUUAAAAUCCAUCUGAUUACUGUGUUCUCCAGUUUGAGGGUAUUCCAGUCCACCCUCACGUGGGGCGUUUCUGGGAGGUGAUUGAGAAGUACAGAGUGACCAAGUUCUACACAGCUCCCACAGCCAUACGCCUUCUCAUGAAGUACGGGAAAGAGCCAGUACAAAAGUAAGACACACACGCACGCGCGCUCACACAUGAAUGCACGCACGCAUCUGCAUGCUAUGUCUUCUCAGAGUGGGCGAGUUGAUUUUGCACUGCCCAGACGGUGCGCAGGGUGGGGGGUUAUUUCACUUUACAAACAAUGGAAUGGUCUAAAAUGUGCAAACUCCUCCAACUGUUAGAAGAUCAGCACUGAUCUGAACCAUAGUACUGUGGCAGUAAUAAUGCUAUAAUGAAGCUGUAAUGAAGCUGUAAUAAAUAAUGAAUAAAGCAGCAGUAAUAAAGCAGUAAUAAAGCAGUAAUAAAGCAGUAAUAAAGCAGUAAUAAAGCAGUAAUAAAGUUGUUAAAACGCUGCAAUAAAGCAGAACUAAAUCUGGGAUAAAGCAGUAAUAAUGCCAUAAUAAAGAUGUAAUAAAGCAGUAAUAAAGCAGUAAUAAAGCAGCUGUAAUGAAGCCGUAAUAAAGCAGUAAUAAAAGAGUAAUGAAGCUGCAAUCAAGCAAUAAUAAAGUGGCUGUUACAAAGCAGUAAUAAAGCUCUACUAAAGCAGUAGUAAAGCUGUAAUUAAGAUGUAAUAAACAGCAUUAAUAAAGCAGUAAUAAACCAGUAAUAAAAAUGUAAUUAGGCAGUAAUAAAGCAGUAGUAAAGCAGCUAUAAAGCAACAAUAACCCUAACCCAUAAAGCUGUAAUAGAUCAGUAUAAAGCUGUAAUAGAUCAGUAUAAAGCUGUAAUAGAUCAGUAUAAAGCUGUAAUAGAUCAGUAUAAAGCUGUAAUAGAUCAGUAUAAAGCUAUAAUAGAUCAGUAUAAAGCUGUAAUAGAUCAGUAUAAAGCUGUAAUAGAUCAGUAUAAGCUGUAAUAGAUAGUAUAAGCUGUAAUAGAUCAGUAUAGACAUAUAAGCUGUAAGAAUCAGUAUAAAGCUGUAAUAGAUCAGUAUAAAGCGGUGAUAAGUAUGAUCAGUAUAAAGCUGUAAUAGAUCAGUUAUGUAUACAGUAAGCUGUAAUAGAUCAGUAUAAAGCUGUAAUAGAUCAGUAUAAAGCUGUAAUAGAUCAGUAUAAAGCUGUAAUAGAUCAGUAUAAAGCUGUAAUAGAUCAGUAUAAAGCUGUAAUAGAUCAGUAUAAAGCUGUAAUAGAUCAGUAUAAAGCUGUAAUAGAUCAGUAUAAAGCUGUAAUAGAUCAGUAUAAAGCUGUAAUAGAUCAGUAAAGCUGUAAUAGAUCAGUAUAAAGCUGUAAUAGAUCAGUAUAAAGCUGUAAUAGAUCAGUAUAAAGCUGUAAUAGAUCAGUAUAAAGCUGUAAUAGAUCAGUAUAAAGCUGUAAUAGAUCAGUAUAAAGCUGUAAUAGAUCAGUAUAAAGCUGUAAUAGAUCAGUAUAAAGCUGUAAUAGAUCAGUAUAAAGCUGUAAUAGAUCAGUAUAAAGCUGUAAUAGAUCAGUAUAAAGCUGUAAUAGAUCAGUAUAAAGCUGUAAUAGAUCAGUAUAAAGCUGUAGAAGAUCAUAUAAGCUGUAAUAGAUCAGUAUAAAGCUGUAAUAGAUCAGUAUAAAGCUGUAAUAGAUCAGUAUAAAGCUGUAAUAGAUCAGUAUAAAGCUGUAAUAGAUCAGUAUAAAGCUGUAAUAGAUCAGUAUAAAGCUGUAAUAGAUCAGUAUAAAGCUGUAAUAGAUCAGUAUAAAAGCUGUAAUAGAUCAGUAUAAAGCUGUAAUAGAUCAGUAUAAAGCUGUAAUAGAUCAGUAUAAAGCUGUAAUAGAUCAGUAUAAAGCUGCUGUAAUAGAUCAGUAUAAAGCUGUAAUAGAUCAGUAUAAAGCUGUAAUAGAUCAGUAUAAAGCUGUAAUAGAUCAGUAUAAAGCUGUAAUAGAUCAUGAUAUAGCUGUAAUAGAUCAGUAUAAAGCUGUAAUAUAUCAGUAUAAAGCUGUAAUAGAUCAGUAUAAAGCUGUAAUAUAUCAGUAUAAAGCUGUAAUAGAUCAGUAUAAAGCUGUAAUAGAUCAGUAUAAAGCUGUAAUAGAUCAGUUAUAAAGCUGUAAUAGAUCAGUAUAAGCUGUAAUAGAUCAGUAUAAAGCUGUAAUAGAUCAGUAUAAAGCUGUAAUAGAUCAGUAUAAAGCUGUAAUAGAUCAGUAUAAAGCUGUAAUAGAUCAGUAUAAAGCUGUAAUAGAUCAGUAUAAAGCUGUAAUAGAUCAGUAUAAAGCUGUAAUAGAUCAGUAUAAAGCUGUAAUAGAUCAGUAUAAAGCUGUAAUAGAUCAGUAUAAAGCUGUAAUAGAUCAGUAUAAAGCUGUAAUAGAUCAGUAUAAAGCUGUAAUAGAUCAGUAUAAAGCUGUAAUAGAUCAGUAUAAAGCUGUAAUGGAUCAGUAUAAAGCUGUAAUAGAUCAGUAUAAAGCUGUAAUAGAUCAGUAUAAAGCUGUAAUAUAUCGUAGUAUAAAGCUGUAAUGGAUCAGUAGUAUCAAAGCUGUAAUAGAUCAGUAUAAAGCUGUAAUAGAUCAGUAUAAAGCUGUAAUAGAUCAGUAUAAAGCUGUAAUAGAUCAGUAUAAAGCUGUAAUGGAUCAGUAUAAAGCUGUAAUAGAUCAGUAUAAAGCUGUAAUAGAUCAGUAUAAAGCUGUAAUAGAUCAGUAUAAAGCUGUAAUAGAUCAGUAUAAAGCUGUAAUAGAUCAGUAUAAAGCUGUAAUAGAUCAGUAUAAAGCUGUAAUAGAUCAGUAUAAAGCUGUAAUAGAUCAGUAUAAAGCUGUAAUAGAUCAGUAUAAAGAUGUAAUAGAUCAGUAUAAAGAUGUAAUAGAUCAGUAUGAAGCUGUAAUAGAUCAGUAUAAAGCUGUAAUAGAUCAGUAUAAAGCUGUAAUAGAUCAGUAUAAAGCUGUAAUAGAUCAGUAUAAAGCUGUAAUAGAUCAUUAUAAAGCUGUAAUAGAUCAGUAUAAAGCUGUAAUAGAUCAGUAUAAAGCUGUAAUAGAUCAGUAUAAAGCUGUAAUAGAUCAGUAUAAAGCUGUAAUAGAUCAGUAUAAAGCUGUAAUAGAUCAGGAUAUAGCUGUAAUAGAUCAGUAUAAAGCUGUAAUAGAUCAGUAUAAAGCUGUAAUAGAUCAGUAUAAAGCUGUAAUAGAUCAGUGUAAUUACCCCCUCUGCACCAGCAUUAAUAAACAACACUCUCAGUGAACCUGACCUGUAUAGGACCAGCACUUCUUGGCACUGACGGAUAGCAUCAAAACCGUGAUGCAUCAUGGGCCAGUUGUGACUGACUGAUAUAAAGAUAAUAUUGAGUAGGUAUUUAUGAUGCAAGGGGAUUUGUAGAUCAGUCAGUCGACUCACCUUUAAAGUCGUCUGCAAUGUCGAACGCACCCCCUUUACUCACUAACCCUGUCACUUCCUGCAGAUACGACCUGUCGUCGCUGAGGAUCCUGGGAACUGUAGGCGAGCCUAUCAACCCGGAGGCGUGGCAUUGGUACUACGAGGUUGUUGGUCAGAAGAGAUGUCCCGUGGUGGACACCUUCUGGCAGACUGAGACCGUGAGUGUGUGUGUCUGUGACUGUGUGUGUUUCUGUGUUUCUGUGUGUUUCUGUGUCUGUGACUGUGUGUGUGUGUGUGUGUGUUUGUGUGUGUGUGUGUGUGUGUGUGUGUGUGUGUGUGUGUGUGUGUGUGUGUGUGUGUGUCUGUGACUGUGUGUGUUCCUGUGUUUGUGUGUCUGUGACUGUGUGUGUUUGUGUGUCUGUGACUGUGUGUGUUUGUGUGUCUGUGACUGUGUGUGUUUCUGUGACUGUGUGUGUUUGUGUGUCUGUGACUGUGUGUUUCUGUGUUUGUGUGUGUUUGUGUGUCUGUGACUGUGUGUGUUUGUGUGUCUGUGACUGUGUGUGUUUCUGUGACUGUGUGUUUGUUUGUGUGUCUGUGACUGUUUGUGUGUCUGUGACUGUGUGUGUGUCUGUGACUGUGUGUGUUUGUGUGUCUGUGACUGUGUGUGUGUUUGUGUGUCUGUGACUGUGUGUGUUUCUGUGUUUGUGUGUGUUUGUGUGUCUGUGACUGUGUGUGUUUGUGUGUCUGUGACUGUGUGUGUUUCUGUGACUGUGUGUGUGUUUGUGUGUCUGUGACUGUUUGUGUGUCUGUGACUGUUUGUGUGUCUGUGACUGUUUGUGUGCCUGUGACUGUGUGUGUGUCUGUGUUUGUGUGUCUGUGACUGUGUGUGUUUGUGUGUGUUUGUGUGUCUGUGACUGUGUGUGUUUCUGUGUGUGUGUGUGUGUGUGUGUGUGUGUCUGUGACUGUGUGUGUUUCUGUGUUUGUGUGUGUUUGUGUGUCUGUGACUGUGUGUGUUUGUGUGUCUGUGACUGUGUGUGUUUGUGUGUGUUUGUGUGUCUGUGACUGUUUGUGUGUCUGUGACUGUGUGUGUGUCUGUGACUGUGUGUGUGUCUCCACUGUGUUGAGCAUCAUCCUCUUCCUGCAAAACACUGGUUAUGUUCCAUUUCAUUAUCAUGGACCCCACACCCCAUUAUCAAGGACCCCACACCCCAUUAUCAAGGACCCCACACCCCAUUAUCAAGGACCCCACACCCCAUUAUCAUGGACCCCACACCCCAUUAUCAUGGACCCCACACCCCAUUAUCAAGGACCCCACACCCCAUUAUCAAGGACCCCACACCCCAUUAUCAAGGACCCCACACCCCAUUAUCAUGGACCCCACACCCCAUUAUCAAGGACCCCACACCCCAUUAUCAAGGACCCCACACCCCAUUAUCAAGGACCCCACACCCCAUUAUCAAGGACCCCACACCCCAUUAUCAUGGACCCCACACCCCAUUAUCAAGGACCCCCACACCCCAUUAUCAAGGACCCCACACCCCAUUAUCAAGGACCCCACACCCCAUUAUCAUGGACCCCACACCCCAUUAUCAAGGACCCCACACCCCAUUAUCAUGGACCCCACACCCCAUUAUCAAGGACCCCACACACCAUUAUCAAGGACCCCACACCCCAUUAUCAAGGACCCCACACCCCAUUAUCAAGGACCCCACACACCAUUAUCAAGGACCCCACACCCCAUUAUCAUGGACCCCACACCCCAUUAUCAAGGACCCCACACCCCAUUAUCAAGGACCCCACACCCCAUUAUCAAGGACCCCACACCCCAUUAUCAUGGACCCCACACCCCAUUAUCAAGGACCCCACACCCCAUUAUCAAGGACCCCACACCCCAUUAUCAAGGACCCCACACCCCAUUAUCAAGGACCCCACACCCCAUUAUCAAGGACCCCACACACACUAUGACGUGUGUUGUCAUAUUGCAGUCCAAGCAAUACAGUGAAGUAAUGAUGUGUGUUGUCUUCCAGGGUGGCCAUGUUCUGACCCCACUUCCUGCUGCUACUCCUCUGAAGCCUGGAUCAGCUGUAAGGCCUUAAUGGUUUACUGUUUAACGCUGUUUAGUGCCAUUUAUCUACACCAAGUCAGGACUAACUAGCAUAUAUGGCUGCCUGGUGGUCCAGAAGCUAUUGUAUGCUGUAUAUACAUAUACCUAUAUACCUGUAGGUGACUAACCAGUGAUAUACCUGUAGGUGACUAACCAGUGAUAUACCUGUAGGUGACUAACCAGUCAUAGACCUGUAGGUGACUAACCAGUAACCUGUAGGUGACUAACCAGUCAUAGACCUGUAGGUGACUAACCAGUCAUAGACCUGUAGGUGACUAACCAGUAACCUGUAGGUGACUAACCAGUCAUAGACCUGUAGGUGACUAACCAGUUAUAGACCUGUAGGUGACUAACCAGUAACCUGUAGGUGACUAACCAGUCAUAGACCAGUAGGUGACUAACCAGUAACCUGUAGGUGACUAACCAGUCAUAGACCUGUAGGUGACUAACCAGUCAUAGACCUGUAGGUGACUAACCAGUCAUAGACCUGUAGGUGACUAACCAGUAACCUGUAGGUGACUAACCAGUCAUAGACCUGUAGGUGACUAACCAGUCAUAGACCUGUAGGUGACUAACCAGUCAUAGACCUGUAGGUGACUAACCAGUCAUAGACCUGUAGGUGACUAACCAGUCAUAGACCUGUAGGUGACUAACCAGUCAUAGACCUGUAGGUGACUAACCAGUCAUAGACCUGUAGGUGACUAACCAGUCAUAGACCUGUAGGAUAUCAGUUUGGGACAUUAGAACGUAAGGGAGUGACAUGUACUAGUUUUGCUGUAGACUUACAACUCAUUUCAUGUGUUGAUUGUGAUCUGUAAUAAGGAGUUAUUUCUUCCCAAGCAGGCUGUGUUGUUAUUGAAAAGCGUAUAGGAUCUAAUGAAAAUCUCCCCCGUGGUAAUUAUGAACACCCCUAACUAUCUAUCUAAUCUCUGGAUCUGUCUGAUGUUCCAGACGUUUCCUUUUUUCGGAGUGGAUCCCACCAUACUCAACGAGCAUGGAGAGGAACUGGAGGGAGAGGCAGAGGGCUAUCUGGUCAGUAUAAUAACACUAUACUGGAGGGAGAGGCAGGGGGCUAUCUGGUCAGUAUAAUAACACUAUACUGGAGGGAGAGGCAGAGGGCUAUCUGGUCAGUAUAAUAACACUAUACUGGAGGGAGAGGCAGGGGGCUAUCUGGUCAGUAUAAUAACACUAUACUGGAGGGAGAGGCAGGGGGCUAUCUGGUCAGUAUAAUAACACUAUACUGGAGGGAGAGGCAGAGGGCUAUCUGGUCAGUAUAAUAACACUAUACUGGAGGGAGAGGCAGAGGGCUAUCUGGUCAGUAUAAUAACACUAUAACUGGAGGGAGAGGCAGGGGGCUAUCUGGUCAGUAUAAUAACACUAUACUGGAGGGAGAGGCAGAGGGCUAUCUGGUCAGUAUAAUAACACUAUAACUGGAGGGAGAGGCAGAGGGCUAUCUGGUCAGUAUAAUAACACUAUACUGGAGGGAGAGGCAGAGGGCUAUCUGGUCAGUAUAAUAACACUAUACUGGAGGGAGAGGCAGAGGGCUAUCUGGUCAGUAUAAUAACACUAUACUGGAGGGAGAGGCAGAGGGCUAUCUGGUCAGUAUAAUAACACUAUACUGGAGGGAGAGGCAGAGGGCUUUCUGGUCAGUAUAAUAACACUAUACUGGAGGGAGAGGCAGGGGGCUAUCUGGUCAGUAUAAUAACACUAUAACUGGAGAGGAACUGGAGGCAGAGACAAUGUGGCUAUGUGGCUAUAUUUGGCUGUUUUCGCUGCAUAAUAUUUAGACGUAUGUGGUUGCAGGUGUUCAAGCGGCCCUGGCCUGGUAUCAUGCGUACUGUGUACGGAAACCAGGAGCGGUUUGAGAACACAUACUUCAAGAAAUUCCCAGGUUUUUACGUGACCGGCGAUGGUAAGACAGUCAACUAUUUUCUUACAACAUUCUGUGAUUGAUUAGAUUAAUUUUUGAUUACAUUAGAUCAAUCAUAUUCAUAGACAACCACAAUGACAUUGUGAUAGCGACCUUGCUGCUAACGUGGGACUUAAUUCAUUCAUUAUACAACGGGUGGUUUGGAAUUCCCAUUGUUAGAUCCUAUCCUGUUAGAUCCUGUCCUGUUAGAUCCUAUGCUGUUAGAUCCUAUCAGAUCCUAUCCUGUUAGAUCCUAUCAGAUCCUAUCCUGUUAGAUCCUAUCCUGUUAGAUCCUGUUAGAUCCUAUCCUGUUAGAUCCUGUUAGAUCCUAUCCUGUUAGAUCCUAUCAGAUCCUAUCCUGUUAGAUCCUAUCAGAUCCUAUCCUGUUAGAUCCUAUCAGAUCCUAUCCUGUUAGAUCCUAUCCUGUUAGAUCCUGUUAGACCCUAUCCUGUUAGAUCCCAUCAGAUCCUAUCCUGUUAGAUUCUAUCCUGUUAGAUUCUAUCCUUUUAGAUUCUAUCCUGUUAGAUUCUAUCCUGUUAGAUCCUAUCAGAUCCUAUCCUGUUAGAUCCUAUCAGAUCCUAUCCUGUUAGAUUCUAUCCUGUUAGAUCCUAUCAGAUCCUAUCCUGUUAGAUUCUAUCCUGUUAGAUUAUAUCCUGUUAGAUCCUAUCAGAUCCUAUCCUGUUAGAUUCUAGCCGGUUAGAUUCUAUCCUGUUAGAUCCUAUCAGAUCCUAUCCUGUUAGAUUCUAUCCUGUUAGAUUCUAUCCUGUUAGAUCCUAUCAGAUCCUAUCCUGUUAGAUUAUAUCCUGUUAGAUUCUAUCCUGUUAGAUUCUAUCCUGUUAGAUUAUAUCCUGUUAGAUCCUAUCAGAUCCUAUCCUGUUAGAUCCUAUCAGAUUCUAUCCUGUUAGAUUCUAUCCUGUUAGAUCCUAUCAGAUCCUAUCCUGUUAGAUCCUAUCCUGUUAGAUCCUAUCCUGUUAGAUCCUAUCAGAUCCUAUCCUGUUAGAUUCUAUCAGAUCCUAUCCUGUUAGAUUCUAUCCUGUUAGAUUCUAUCCUGUUAGAUUCUAUCCUGUUAGAUCCUAUCAGAUCCUAUCCUGUUAGAUUCUAUCCUGUUAGAUCCUAUCAGAUCCUAUCCUAUUAGAUCCUAUCCUAUUAGAUCCUAUCCUGUUAGAUUAUAUCCUGUUAGAUUCUAUCCUGUUAGAUACUGUCCUGUUAGAUUCUAUCCUGUUAGAUCCUAUCAGAUCCUAUCCUGUUAGAUCCUAUCAGAUUCUAUCCUGUUAGAUUCUAUCCUGUUAGAUUCUAUCCUGUUAGAUCCUAUCAGAUCCUAUCCUGUUAGAUCCUAUCCUGUUAGAUUAUAUCCUGUUAGAUACUGUCCUGUUAGAUACUGUCCUGUUAGAUUAUAUCCUCUUAGAUUCUAUCCUGUUAGAUCCUGUUAGAUCCUAUCCUGUUAGAUCCUAUCAGAUCCUAUCCUGUUAGAUUAUAUCAGAUCCUAUCCUGUUAGAUUCUAUCCUGUUAGAUUCUAUCCUGUUAGAUCCUAUCCUGUUAGGUCCUAUCAGAUCCUAUCCUGUUAGAUCCUAUCAGAUCCUAUCCUGUUAGAUUCUAUCCUGUUAGAUCCUAUCAGAUCCUAUCCUGUUAGAUCCUAUCAGAUCCUAUCCUGUUAGAUCAUAUCCUGUUAGAUUAUAUCCUGUUAGAUUAUAUCCUGUUAGAUACUGGCCUGUUAGAUUCUAUCCUGUUAGAUCCUAUCAGAUCAUAUCCUGUUAGAUCCUAUCAGAUUCUAUCCUGUUAGAUUAUAUCCUGUUAGAUCCUAUCAGAUCCUAUCCUGUUAGAUUCUAUCCUGUUAGAUCCUAUCAGAUCCUAUCCUGUUAGAUCCUAUCAGAUCAUAUCCUGUUAGAUUAUAUCCUGUUAGAUCCUAUCAGAUCCUAUCCUGUUAGAUUCUAUCCUGUUAGAUUCUAUCCUGUUAGAUCCUAUCAGAUCCUAUCCUGUUAGAUUCUAUCCUGUUAGAUUCUAUCCUGUUAGAUUCUAUCCUGUUAGAUACUGUCCUGUUAGAUUAUAUCCUGUUAGAUCCUAUCAGAUCCUAUCCUGUUAGAUCCUAUCAGAUUAUAUCCUGUUAGAUUCUAUCCUGUUAGAUCCUAUCAGAUCCUAUCCUGUUAGAUCCUAUCAGAUUCUAUCCUGUUAGAUUAUAUCCUGUUAGAUCCUGUUAGAUCCUAUCAGAUCCUAUCCUGUUAGAUUCUAUCCUGUUAGAUUCUAUCCUGUUAGAUCCUAUCAGAUCCUAUCCUGUUAGAUUCUAUCCUGUUAGAUUCUAUCCUGUUAGAUUCUAUCCUGUUAGAUACUGUCCUGUUAGAUUAUAUCCUGUUAGAUCCUAUCAGAUCCUAUCCUGUUAGAUCCUAUCCUGUUAGAUUCUAUCCUGUUAGAUACUGUCCUGUUAGAUACUGUCCUGUUAGAUUAUAUCCUCUUAGAUUCUAUCCUGUUAGAUCCUGUUAGAUCCUAUCCUGUUAGAUCCUAUCAGAUCCUAUCCUGUUAGAUUAUAUCAGAUCCUAUCCUGUUAGAUUCUAUCCUGUUAGAUUCUAUCCUGUUAGAUCCUAUCCUGUUAGGUCCUAUCAGAUCCUAUCCUGUUAGAUCCUAUCAGAUCCUAUCCUGUUAGAUUCUAUCCUGUUAGAUUCUAUCAGAUCCUAUCCUGUUAGAUCCUAUCAGAUCCUAUCCUGUUAGAUCAUAUCCUGUUAGAUUAUAUCCUGUUAGAUUAUAUCCUGUUAGAUACUGUCCUGUUAGAUUCUAUCCUGUUAGAUCCUAUCAGAUCAUAUCCUGUUAGAUCCUAUCAGAUUCUAUCCUGUUAGAUUAUAUCCUGUUAGAUCCUAUCAGAUCCUAUCCUGUUAGAUUAUAUCCUGUUAGAUCCUAUCAGAUCCUAUCCUGUUAGAUUCUAUCCUGUUAGAUCCUAUCAGAUCCUAUCCUGUUAGAUCCUAUCAGAUCCUAUCCUGUUAGAUUCUAUCCUGUUAGAUCCUAUCAGAUCCUAUCCUGUUAGAUUCUAUCCUGUUAGAUUAUAUCCUGUUAGAUCCUAUCAGAUCCUAUCCUGUUAGAUUCUAUCCUGUUAGAUUCUAUCCUGUUAGAUUCUAUCCUGUUAGAUACUGUCCUGUUAGAUUAUAUCCUGUUAGAUCCUAUCAGAUCCUAUCCUGUUAGAUCCUAUCAGAUUAUAUCCUGUUAGAUUCUAUCCUGUUAGAUCCUAUCAGAUCCUAUCCUGUUAGAUCCUAUCCUGUUAGAUUCUAUCCUGUUAGAUACUGUCCUGUUAGAUACUGUCCUGUUAGAUUCUAUCCUGUUAGAUUCUAUCCUGUUAGAUCCUGUUAGAUCCUAUCCUGUUAGAUCCUAUCAGAUUCUAUCCUGUUAGAUUCUAUCAGAUCCUAUCCUGUUAGAUUCUAUCCUGUUAGAUUCUAUCCUGUUAGAUUCUAUCCUGUUAGAUCCUAUCCUGUUAGGUCCUAUCAGAUCCUAUCCUGUUAGAUCCUAUCAGAUCCUAUCCUGUUAGAUUCUAUCCUGUUAGAUCCUAUCAGAUCCUAUCCUGUUAGAUCCUAUCAGAUCCUAUCCUGUUAGAUCCUAUCAGAUCCUAUCCUGUUAGAUCCUAUCCUGUUAGAUUCUAUCCUGUUAGAUUCUAUCAUGUUAGAUACUGUCCUGUUAGAUUCUAUCCUGUUAGAUCCUAUCAGAUCCUAUCCUGUUAGAUCCUAUCAGAUUCUAUCCUGUUAGAUUAUAUCCUGUUAGAUCCUAUCAGAUCCUAUCCUGUUAGAUUAUAUCCUGUUAGAUUCUAUCCUGUUAGAUCCUAUCAGAUCCUAUCCUGUUAGAUUCUAUCCUGUUAGAUUCUAUCCUGUUAGAUCCUAUCCUGUUAGGUCCUAUCAGAUCCUAUCCUGUUAGAUCCUAUCAGAUCCUAUCCUGUUAGAUUCUAUCCUGUUAGAUCCUAUCAGAUCCUAUCCUGUUAGAUCCUAUCAGAUCCUAUCCUGUUAGAUCCUAUCAGAUCCUAUCCUGUUAGAUCCUAUCCUGUUAGAUUCUAUCCUGUUAGAUACUGUCCUGUUAGAUUCUAUCCUGUUAGAUCCUAUCAGAUCCUAUCCUGUUAGAUCCUAUCAGAUUCUAUCCUGUUAGAUUCUAUCCUGUUAGAUCCUAUCAGAUCCUAUCCUGUUAGAUUCUAUCCUGUUAGAUUCUAUCCUGUUAGAUCCUAUCAGAUCCUAUCCUGUUAGAUUAUAUCCUGUCUGAUUCUAUCCUGUUAGAUUCUAUCCUGUUAGAUCCUAUCAGAUCCUAUCCUGUUAGAUUCUAUCCUGUUAGAUUCUAUCCUGUUAGAUUCUAUCCUGUUAGAUCCUAUCAGAUCCUAUCCUGUUAGAUUCUAUCCUGUUAGAUCCUAUCAGAUCCUAUCCUGUUAGAUUCUAUCCUGUUAGAUUCUAUCCUGUUAGAUUCUAUCCUGUUAGAUUCUAUCCUGUUAGAUUAUAUCUUGUUAGAUUAUAUCCUGUUAGAUCCUAUCAGAUCCUAUCCUGUUAGAUCCUAUCAGAUUAUAUCCUGUUAGUGUGACGUUCUGGCUCCGGGACUCUUUGUUUGUGAGCCAGGGUUGUCAUUUUCUUUUGGGUGUAUUUCUAUGUGGGAUUCUGGUUGUUCAUUUUCUAUGUUUGGUUUGGUUGUUUAUUGGGCAUGUGACUCCCAAUCGGAGGUAACGAGUGCCAGCUGUUCGGCUCGUUAUCUCUGAUUGGGAGCCAUAUUUAUUCUGUUUGUUUUCCUGUGGGGUUUGUGGGUUUUUGUUUCCUUGUUGCUGUCUGUAUCAGUAGUGGAACUUCACGUAUCGUAUUUUGUUGUUUUCUCGUGUUGCACUUUAAUUUAAUAAAGUCAUCAUGUUUAUCGGUACACGCGCUGCGCGUUGGUCUCAUCCUUCACACGAUCGUGACAGAAAAACCCACCAUACCAAGACCAAGCAGCGUGUACAGGAGCAAAGAGACUGGACAUGGGUGGAGGCGCCGGGUAAGGAGAUCGAGAGGCUGGCGAUGGCCCAGGUGGGCAAAUCGUGGUCCUGGGAGGACAUGCUCGGGGGCAAGGGACCUUGGGGGAAGAUCAAGGCCCUGGCAAGAGAGGAGCAUCGGCGGCAGCAGGUUUUUCGUCGGAAGGACGAGAGGCAACCCCAAGAAAUUUUUGGGGGGGGGCACAUGGCUUGGGCGGCUGGGCAGCAGGAAGCUGCCACAGGGAGUAUAGGUGAGAGGGCUAACGGAGUACGGGAGCCAUUGGCGAGAAGAGGCAGGGAUGUGUGUGUGGCACGGCGUGAAGGACUGAGGUGUGUUGCCAGUCCGGUCCGGCCCGUUCCUGAUCCUCGGUUGAGGCCAGUGGUGUGUGUUCCCGGUAUGGACCGGCCUGUUCCUACUCCACGCACCAGGGAUACGGUGCGCUUCGCCAGCUCAGCCCGGCCUGUUCCUACUCCACGCACCAGGGAUACGGUGCGCUUCGCCAGCCCAGCCCGGCCUGUUCCUACUCCACGCACCAGGGAUACGGUGCGCUUCACUAGCCCUGAGAUGCGUGUCCUCAGCCCGGGACCACCAGUUCCGGCACCACGCACUAGGACUUAUGUGCGUCCCCAGGGUCCUGCAUGCCCUGUUGCUUCUCCCCGCACUAGCCCUGAGAUGCGUGUCCUCAGCCCGGUACCUCCAGUUCCGGCACCACGCAUCAGGUCUACGGUGCGCCUCAGACGGCCAGAGUCUGCCGUCUGCCCAACGGCGCCUGAACUGCCCGUCUGCCCAACGGCGCUUGAACUGCCCGUCUGCCCAACGGCGCUUGAACUGCCCGUCUGCACAACGGCGCCUGAACUGCCCGUCUGCCCAACGCCGUCUGAACUGCCCGUCUGCCCAACGCCGUCUGAACUGCCCGUCUGCCCAACGCCGUCUGAACUGUCCGUCUGCCCAACGCCGUCUGAACUGCCCGUCUGUACUGAGCCUGCUAAGCCGCCCGUCUGCCAUGAGCCUUCAGAGCCGUCCGCCAGACCGGAGCCGCUAGAGCUCUUCGCCAGACAGGAUCAGCCAGAGCCUUCCGCCAGACAGGAUCAGCCAGAGCCUUCCGCCAGACAGGAUCAGCCAGAGCCUUCCGCCAGACAGGAUCAGCCAGAGCCUUCCGCCAGACAGGAGCAGCCAGAGCCUUCCGUCAGACCGGAUCAGCCAGAGCCUUCCGCCAGACAGGAGCAGCCAGAGCCUUCCGCCAGACGGGAUCAGCCAGAGCCUUCCGCCAGCCAUGAGUGGCCAGAUCUGUCAGCCAGCCAUGAGCCGCCAGAUCCGUCAGCCAGCCAUGAGCCGCCAGAUCCGUCAGCCAGCCAUGAGCAGCCAGAUCCGUCAGAGCCAGCCAGCCAGGAUCCGCCACGUAGUCCUGUGCUGCCCCUUAGUCCGGUGCUGUCCCUUAGCCGUGUGCUGCCUCUUAGUCCGGUGCUGCCCAUUUAUCCAGGUGGGUUUAAGUGGAGGGUGGUCAUUGGGAGGAGGUUAAGAAAGCGGGUAGGAACUAUAGUGGGGUGGUGGUCAAGCCCGGAGCCAGAACCGCCUCCGGGGAGCAACACCCACCCAGCCCUCCCCUAUUGUGGGGUUGUGAGGCGCGGUCGCAGUCCGCGCCUUUAGGGGGGGGUACUGUGACGUUCUGGCUCCGGGACUCUUUGUUUGUGAGCCAGGGUUGUCAUUUUCUUUUGGGUGUAUUUCUAUGUGGGAUUCUGGUUGUUCAUUUUCUAUGUUUGGUUUGGUUGUUUAUUGGGCAUGUGACUCCCAAUCGGAGGUAACGAGUGCCAGCUGUUCGGCUCGUUAUCUCUGAUUGGGAGCCAUAUUUAUUCUGUUUGUUUUCCUGUGGGGUUUGUGGGUUUUUGUUUCCUUGUUGCUGUCUGUAUCAGUAGUGGAACUUCACGUAUCGUAUUUUGUUGUUUUCUCGUGUUGCACUUUAAUUUAAUAAAGUCAUCAUGUUUAUCGGUACACGCGCUGCGCGUUGGUCUCAUCCUUCACACGAUCGUGACAGUUAGAUUCUAUCCUGUUAGAUCCUAUCAGAUCCUAUCCUGUUAGAUCCUAUCCUGUUAGAUCCUAUCCUGUUAGAUUAUAUCCUGUUAGAUUAUAUCCUGUUAGAUUCUAUCCUGUUAGAUUCUAUCCUGUUAGAUUCUAUCCUGUUAGAUUAUAUCCUGUUAGAUCCUAUCAGAUCCUAUCCUGUUAGAUCCUAUCCUGUUAGAUUCUAUCCUGUUAGAUCCUAUCCUGUUAGAUACUGUCCUGUUAGAUCCUAUCCUGUUAGAUUCUAUCCUGUUAGAUUCUAUCCUGUUAGAUACUGUCCUGUUAGAUUAUAUCCUGUUAGAUACUGUCCUGUUAGAUUCUAUCCUGUUAGAUUCUAUCCUGUUAGAUUCUAUCCUGUUAUAUCCUAUCAGAUCCUAUCCUGUUAGAUCCUAUCCUGUUAGAUUCUAUCCUGUUAGAUCCUAUCCUGUUAGAUACUGUCCUGUUAGAUUAUAUCCUGUUAGAUUCUAUCCUGUUAGAUUCUAUCCUGUUAGAUUCUAUCCUGUUAGUUACUGUCCUGUUAGAUUAUAUCCUGUUAGAUUCUAUCCUGUUAGAUUCUAUCCUGUUAGAUUCUAUCCUGUUAGAUUCUAUCCUGUUAGUUACUGUCCUGUUAGAUUAUAUCCUGUUAGAUUCUAUCCUGUUAGAUUCUAUCCUGUUAGAUUCUAUCCUGUUAGAUUCUAUCCUGUUAGAUUAUAUCCUGUUAGAUCCUAUCAGAUCCUAUCCUGUUAGAUUCUAUCCUGUUAGAUCCUAUCAGAUCCUAUCCUGUUAGAUUCUAUCCUGUUAGAUUCUAUCCUGUUAGAUACUGUCCUGUUAGAUUCUAUCCUGUUAGAUUCUAUCCUGUUAGAUUCUAUCCUGUUAUAUCCUAUCAGAUCCUAUCCUGUUAGAUCCUAUCCUGUUAGAUUCUAUCCUGUUAGAUCCUAUCCUGUUAGAUACUGUCCUGUUAGAUUAUAUCCUGUUAGAUUCUAUCCUGUUAGAUUCUAUCCUGUUAGAUUCUAUCCUGUUAGUUACUGUCCUGUUAGAUUAUAUCCUGUUAGAUUCUAUCCUGUUAGAUUCUAUCCUGUUAGAUUCUAUCCUGUUAGAUUCUAUCCUGUUAGAUCCUAUCCUGUUAGAUACUGUCCUGUUAGAUUCUAUCCUGUUAGAUUAUAUCCUGUUAGAUUCUAUCCUGUUAGAUUCUAUCCUGUUAGAUUAUAUCCUGUUAGAUCCUAUCAGAUCCUAUCCUGUUAGAUUCUAUCCUGUUAGAUCCUAUCAGAUCCUAUCCUGUUAGAUUCUAUCCUGUUAGAUUCUAUCCUGUUAGAUUCUAUCCUGUUAGAUUCUAUCCUAUCAGAUCCUAUCCUGUUAGAUUCUAUCCUGUUAGAUCCUAUCAGAUCCUAUCCUGUUAGAUCCUAUCCUGUUAGAUCCUAUCCUGUUAGAUUCUAUCCUGUUAGAUCCUAUCCUGUUAGAUCCGAUCAGAUCCUAUCAGAUUCUAUCCUGUUAGAUUCUAUCCUGUUAGAUUAUAUCCUGUUAGAUCCUAUCCUGUUAGAUUCUAUCCUGUCUGAUUCUAUCCUGUUAGAUUCUAUCCUGUUAGAUUCUAUCCUGUUAGAUCCUAUCCUGUUAGAUUCUAUCCUGUUAGAUCCUAUCCUGUUAGAUACUAUCCUGUUAGAUCCUGUCCUGUUAAAGACGAUCCUGUUAGAUCCUGUCCUGUUAGAUGUGAUCCUGUUACAGCCUAUUCGGCUUCUCUGCUUGACCACUGUUAGAUCCUAUCCUCUGUGACCACGUCCCAGCCAUGAUAAAAAUGUCAUAACACAUGGCCUCUUAUGUAUUAUUUCAUAGUCAUUCAUUAAUUCACUCACUCGUUGUUUCCCAGGCUGCAGGAGAGAUGGAGAUGGGUACUACUGGAUCACAGGCAGGAUAGACGACAUGAUCAACGUAUCAGGUCAAUUCUUUUCCACAGUUUUGCCACAGUGCUGCUGCUGCUGUGUUUUUUGGUGGUGUAGGUUGGAUUAUUGUAAAGCGCUUUUUGACACACGUCGCUUGUGAAAAGUGCUUUAUGAAUACAUUUGAUCUAUUAAUUAAUUGAAUGAGUGAUUGUGGCUCACUUAACCUAUUGAUUUUAACUAGUGGAGCAGAGAACCUGCGUCUCCAGCGAACUCUGUUCUGGGCUGUUUAGUAUUAGUGUUAACCCAAGCUGUUCUCUAUUAUUAGUGAAAACUCUGUACAGUCAGUAAUAAAACCCAUGUUUGUCGUCCUCCUCCAGGUCACCUGUUGAGUACAGCGGAGGUGGAGGCAUCUCUAACAGAGCAUGGAGCGGUGGCCGAGGCAGCAGUGGUCAGCAGACCCCACGCGGUCAAGGGGGAGUGUCUCUACUGUUUCGUUACUCUGAAGGACUGCAGAGAGUUCGACCGCGCUCUGGUGGAGGAACUCAAGAGACAAGGUAGGGCUUUCAGACGGAGGAAAAACUAGACAAAAAAACAAGAAUCAAAUUGAUUGAAAUUGAAGCCGAAUCUCUAUGUCCGUUAUUGCCUUGAAUUCCAGGUUUGUCCUUGUAGAAGGAAUGCAAGGUUACGGCAUCUGGCUUUGAGAUUAUGUCUAUUACCAUACUAUGACUAUCAGUUACAGUCGCUGUACCACCAGAGGGGUUUUCCCUGAUGGUAUUAUAUUUCACAUUAAAACGUUUUUCUUAUGUCUUGCAGUGAGAGAGAAGAUUGGUCCGAUCGCCACCCCAGACUUCAUCCAGAACGCUCCUGGACUUCCUAAAACACGCUCUGGUAGGUACACUGUUUACUUCACACGAUGAUUGACUUUUACAGACAUUUUAUAAUUGACCUUUUUUUAUUUAUGUUUCAUUUGACCAACAACGUCAUCCUCAGGUAAGAUCAUGAGGCGGGUCCUGAGGCAGAUUGCCCGGAACGAGAAGGAUCUAGGUGACCUUUCAACUCUGGCUGACCCUAAGGUCGUGGAAGUCCUGUUCAGCCAGCGGUGUGAGACAGCUGCUUGAGGGGCUGCAUGUCAACACUCUGUGUGGCGUCCUCUCCUCGUGUCCUCUCCUUCUCUCCUCUCCUUGUCUCCUCUCCUUC